Messenger RNA from Rhinolophus ferrumequinum (greater horseshoe bat), 1182 nucleotides. It is a transcript of the gene RABL2B, whose product is annotated as RAB, member of RAS oncogene family like 2B. Lineage: Eukaryota; Metazoa; Chordata; Mammalia; Chiroptera; Rhinolophidae. Gene Ontology annotation, biological process: nucleocytoplasmic transport. Bases 194 to 871 code for a protein of 225 amino acids. Gene Ontology annotation, molecular function: GTP binding; GTPase activity. Gene Ontology annotation, cellular component: endosome; Golgi apparatus. The record is from RefSeq and is a predicted model, not a curated record. The transcript is spliced from 9 exons.
UCUGCACUGUGGUCCAUUCCCAGUCGUGUCUGCGAAGUUGUCUUUGCAGUGAGGGUGGCGGAGCAGCUGCACAUGAAGUUACCCCGAGGCCGGCACUGGGUGUCUGCUGAUGUCCUGUGUGGAUGGGGCGCGUGAGGAGACAGUGACAAGAUCCCGCCCCCUGAAUUGAGCCCCUCGUUGCAGCCAGGAGCCAAUGGCCGAGGACAGAGCCAGACCCGGUGAGCUGGACCAAACGAAAUACGAUGCUGAUGACAGCGUGAAGAUCAUAUGCCUGGGGGACAGCGCUGUGGGCAAGUCCAAGCUUAUGGAGAGGUUUCUCAUGGAUGGAUUUCGGCCGCAGCAGCUGUCUACAUAUGCCCUGACCCUGUACAAGCACAUGGCCACGGUGGAUGGCAAGACUGUCCUUGUGGAUUUCUGGGACACGGCGGGCCAGGAGCGGUUCCAGAGUAUGCACGCCUCCUACUACCACAAAGCCCACGCCUGCAUCAUGGUGUUUGAUGUACAGAGGAAAGUCACGUACAAGAACCUGCACACCUGGUACACGGAGCUUCGGGAGUUCAGGCCAGAGAUCCCUUGCAUCGUGGUGGCCAAUAAAAUCGAUGCAGACAUAAAGGUGACCCAGAAAAGUUUCAACUUCGCCAGGAAGUUCUCCCUACCCCUGUACUUUGUCUCAGCUGCGGAUGGCACCAAUGUCGUGAAGCUAUUCAACGAUGCAAUUCGAUUAGCUGUGUCUUACAAACAGAAUUCCCAGGACUUCAUGGAUGAGGUUUUGCAGGAGCUUGAGAACUUUGACUUGGAGCAGAAGGCGGCGGGUGACCCAGCACCUGACCGAGAGCAGCGUGGUGCCGUCGAGGGCCCAGCCCCCUCCUGAGUCAGAGAAGGAGGCCUCUCUGUGGCCCGCCUAUUGGGGGGGGUGGUUUCAGAAUGCCUCCUGCAAACCCGCCCACCUCGCUCACUUCCCCUACUCGAUGGCCAAUGGUACCUGACCCUUCCACAGUUGUCCCCUUUCCUAUACUCAGGCAGGAAUGGGUCGGCACCAGCAAGCACCCUGGACACGUGGAUGAGAUCCACACCAGACGCUGGGCAGAUUUGGGGGUCAGCAUAAGCCUCCCAGGGACUCACAGCGAAUGGACUCAAGGAACACGCUUUAUGUGUCUCCUAAAUAAAAGGGAGUUUGGUGGC